This is a messenger RNA of Rhagoletis zephyria (snowberry fruit fly), 2808 nucleotides long. RefSeq names its product translocation protein Sec63 (gene Sec63). Lineage: Eukaryota; Metazoa; Arthropoda; Insecta; Diptera; Tephritidae. Gene Ontology annotation, biological process: SRP-dependent cotranslational protein targeting to membrane; post-translational protein targeting to endoplasmic reticulum membrane. Gene Ontology annotation, cellular component: Sec62/Sec63 complex. Gene Ontology annotation, molecular function: transmembrane protein transporter activity; RNA binding. The record is from RefSeq and is a predicted model, not a curated record.
AUGGCGGGGCAAAAAUUUCAAUACGAUGAAAGCGGUGGCACAUUUUAUUAUUUUCUAUUAUCCUUCUUGGCAUUAAUACUUGUACCAACGACUAUUUAUUAUUGGCCACGUAAAAAGAAGGAAGAUCCUAAUAAACUUAAAGAGGAAUGCCAAUGUCCGGACUGUAUAAGAAAGAAAGCCAUCUUGGCACAAGCGGAGCCAUACCGUAUGCUGAAGUCAUUCCUUAUAAAGCUAUGUAUAGUUUUUGGUUGGGCACUACUCAUAUUACUGGCUUAUCGCGUUUCGCAAUUCGAUUAUGAAAUGGCCAGUUUUGAUCCAUUUGAGAUCCUGCAGCUGCCACCAACUGCAACUAUGGAAGAAAUAAAAAAAACUUACCGCGAAUUGUCACGAGUCUUACAUCCGGAUAAGCCAACUGGAGAUGAGAAAUCCUUUAUGAUGCUGCGCAAAGCCUAUCAGGCUCUCACCGAUGAAACAGCCAAACAGAAUUAUGAGAAAUAUGGUAAUCCAGAUGGGCCAGGUGCUAUGUCGUUUGGCAUAGCGUUGCCUUCAUGGAUUGUGGAAAAAGAAAACUCGGUUUGGGUGUUGGGACUUUAUGGUUUGAUCUUCAUGGUGGCUUUACCAUCUGUUGUGGGCAUGUGGUGGUAUCGUUCCAUUCGUUUUUCUGGUGACAAAGUUCUUUUAGAUACCUCGCAAAUGUAUUUCUUUUUCAUACAUAAAACGCCACAUAUGCUGCUGAAGCGUGCGCUCAUGAUUUUAGCAGCUAGCUUGGAAUUUGAUAAACGGCACAACUCGCAAGUAGUCGAGCGGCAAUCUGACAAUGAAGAAGUACCAGCACUCAUUAGGCAACUGCCUAAUUUGAAUGAGAAGUGCAAGGAACACCCUCUAUGCCGAAUGUAUUCCAUUAAAGCACGAGCAAUUUUACAUGCUCACCUAUCACGCAUUUCAUUGAAUCCAGAAACUCUAGAGAAAGAUCGGCAGUUUAUUGUAAAAAAAUGUCCAUAUCUUAUUCAAGAAAUGGUUUCCUGUGUACAUCAGUUGGUAAUGUUGGCAUACGCGAGACGAGUUCCACGUCUUCCGAGCAUUGAAACAAUAGAAAAUUGUAUGAAACUGUCACCUAUGAUUAUACAAGGUCUAUGGGAGUACAAAUCCCCCUUACUUCAGUUACCUCACCUCACAGAAGACCAACAUCUUUACUAUAUAAAUAAAAAGCGGCACAUCAAGAAUUUGCAACAAUUCGCACAGUUGAAACCCGAUGAAUGCAGACAGUUGUUAAAAAGUCUUUCAGAUUUUGAGUACGAAAAUGUAAUGAAAGUGCUGGGAAAAUUGCCAUUGAUUGACUUUUCCAUUCGUUGCGAAGUUAUUGAUGAUGAGAAUACUAACGUAGUAACAGCAGGAGCUAUAGUAACUGUUACCGUAACGUUGGUACGUAAAGAUAUGAAGACGUUAUUUGGAGAUGCAAAAGUACCAGAAAAGCAGGGUAUCAAGGAUGAUGAAGAGGCAACAGGUGGUGGAGACGAUGAAGAAAAUUCAGCUGCUGCUGCAGUACCCGUUAAGAAACCAUCUGCCUGGGGAAAGCAACGUAAAGGAAAAGGUGGCAAAGGUGGUAAAAAAUCCGCAAAUAACCAAAAGCGCAAAGCACCGGCCAACGCCGCACAACAUAAUAAAACGCCUGUUUCAACAUCCUCUGCAAAUGCAGAGGCACAAGAACAGAACGAAGACUCAGACUCUGAUGCGGACGCCAGCGAUGGGGAGGAAAAGGAUUUAACUGGAGACGAAUCCGACAGCGAUAAACCACAAAACAACAAGAGCGAAGCUUAUGAUGAUGAUGAUGACGAUGAGGCUUGGGAAAGGCUUCAGGCCAAGCUAAACAAGCGUGAGAAGCUUGAAGGUAAAUCACGCAUAUCUCAUACAGUGCACUGUCCCUACUUCCCAGAGGAAAAGCAAGAAUACUGGUGGACAUAUAUCUGCGACCGGAAAUCGCGCUCGCUUCUCACGGCGCCCUACCACGUCACCAGUCUUGUGGAUAAGGAGGAAAUACAGUUGAAGUUUACAGCACCGCGUUGGCCGGGUCUGUACACAUUCACGGUCUGUUUAAGAUCAGACUCCUAUCUUGGCAUGGAUCAACAGCAAGAGUUGAAAUUGGACGUUAAGAAAGCGCCCGUCCCACCUACAGAUCACCCACAAUGGGACCUUAGUGAAUCGGAGCCCGAAAAUAAUGAACAGCAUGACAACUCUAGCGAUUUCACGACUGAUAGUUCCGAGGACGAGGGUACCGACUAGAUAUAUUAGAAUGCUAGCAUUUUAUUUUAUAAUUUUAUCAUAUUUUCACAAUGCUUUAGUUCAUGUUUUUUUUAUAUUCUUGGUUUACAAAUUCUCACAUCCUUAUGCGUUUUGAAUUGAUUGGAAAUAUGAUAAUAGGAGUACUGUCGAUAUGAUUCCAUCGACAUAACACACAUUAACUAAGAUUAAGAAUAAAUUUUAGGAACAUAUAAUUGACAUGGUUUUAGUAAAAAAUACUUACAUGUAGAUACAUCUAUUUGAGCAUUUGUCAAGAAAAAUUAAAUGAAAUUGUAAAACAGACUACAAGUUUUUUUUUAAAUGGUAGCAUUUAUGCUAGUUUUGUAUUACUUAUAAAAUCCAAUUUUACAAUUUGAAAUCAACACAGUAAAAGCAAAUAUUGAAGGUGUUUAAUGAUUAAAAUUUAUAACAAAUGGAGGCAAUUACAUUCUUGUUUAAUAUUCGACUUUUGCCGGUGAUGAUGGUCGUCAUUAGUGUAAAAACAUAAACGUAAAAAUAAAUUCACAGAAA